AUGAGAUUCGUCCGUUGGAGCAAAUUAAUGGUUCUGUCAUUCACCAGGAUUACCCAAGUGCUGUUACAGAUGCCCAUGGCAACACUUUCUUCACCUAUUUUCAAGUCUACGACUUUGGGUGAAUGGGACUUUGACAUUUCUCCGAGUUUAAACUCGACUAGUCACCUUGUAUUCGACUCUGUUGGUUCGUUGAUGCAACAUUGGACCAACACCCGCUAUCGAAACGGGCACAAUAUUGUUCCAGGAACCGUGCCAAUUGGCACACUCCUUUACCAUGGCACUUACAAGCAAGAAGUACCUACAGAACCUGAAUGGACUGCCUUAGAUCCAGAGCUCUCUUACCUUUUCUGCCGAAGUGACCCCACCAAUAGCUCAGCCUCCGGUUACUGGCACUUGACACUGGUUGCGACACGCCCUCUCAAAGUGCUCUAUUUCGACGGAAGCAGCGCCGCUAAGAUGCAGAGCGGCCCCCUGGACAGUCAAGAUAUCGUGAUAUGGGGAGAAGUGAGGCUGGAUCGGACUCUGGACGAGAGGAAGAGAAUCAAUAAGUUGUGUGAUUGGGGCCGGGAGUUUGAGUUGGACGGGUUUAUGAGAAUGGAGAUGGAUUUUGAAAUCAUGCUAUGCGAUUUCACAAGAGGCGUUGAAAUCGUCUCCUUCCUCAACAUCCAACCAGACGAGGACAAGUGGCUUCAUUCUGCCCCUUCGAAUCCACCCGGGCCAGAACCUGAGCUUCCUCCCGGUGAUGGUGCCUCCUACACCCUUCAACACCGAGUCAUUGAAGCUGGGAUGUGGCAUAACGCCUUCCCCGGAGAGACGCGCGUCAACCUUGACGUCACCCGCUUGGUCUCAUUCUAUGAUACAGACCUCUUUCCCAGCCUUACGGAUGCGAGAUUUGGCCAGGAGCGGUGGGAGCAUCGUCUGCAAGGCCUCGUUGCCCUCGACUCAAAAAGGUUCCAGACAAGAAUUCGAGAGGUUUUCGGACAAGAACUUGGAAGCGGCGUCGAUUGGCGAACUUUGAUUCAUGUUGUCGUAGAUCGGUACGCCGAGCGGUUAGAGGUCCUCCAGUACCUCUUGAACACCACAAGUACAACCGAACAUGCGAAAAAAAUUCAACGCCAACUAAGGACCAUGUUGGUACCUUAUAUCCUCCAUACAGCUGCGCCCACCCCGGAUUCUACCAACUACUCAUGGGCGUUGCCCGUGUAUGAGCAUUGUGCUACCACACAUACCCGCUAUAUCUCAUCCACUCCAAGUAUAUUGGCAAAACUCACAAAAUCCGAAUCAUUGAUCUUACGUUCCAUACAAGAGGUGUCAAAGGAGAUCUGUCGCGUUGUGGUAGGUAUGUGGGCUGAGGGGGUUGAGCUCGGCCUUGACAUCAUUCCACCCGCAUCAACAUCUCCAUCGUCUUCAACGUCAAUACUCGAGUUAGGGUCCACAGCUAUCACCGGGAUCAUGGAUCAGUGGCAAAAACGCACACAGGACCUAAUGGCUUGGCUGGAUUGGAGCGUGUGGGCGAAAUGUAAUACAGCUUGUGGGCACGAAGAGGUAUGCUACCUCCCGACGUGGCCUUUCCUUCACGGACCAUACUGGCCACAUGACCCAUCUUCUGGUCUUGAUGUUGGUCAGGUUCCGAUGGAUGCUCGCCUGCCGGGCAUUGAAGAUAGGGAAGAGGGGCGGCCUCAACCGAAAUGUAUCCGCCGAGUCGAGCCUUUCACUGGAAUUUGA
Molecule: messenger RNA, 1725 nt
Organism: Laccaria bicolor S238N-H82
Lineage: Eukaryota; Fungi; Basidiomycota; Agaricomycetes; Agaricales; Hydnangiaceae
Exons: 4
Coding region: 1-1725 (574 amino acids)
Source: RefSeq, a predicted model, not a curated record